Messenger RNA from Lytechinus pictus (painted urchin), 6867 nucleotides. RefSeq names its product ubiquilin-1-like. The coding region runs from base 88 to 1854 and encodes 588 amino acids. Gene Ontology annotation, biological process: ubiquitin-dependent protein catabolic process. Gene Ontology annotation, cellular component: cytosol. The transcript is spliced from 13 exons. NCBI's taxonomy places the organism in Eukaryota, Metazoa, Echinodermata, Echinoidea, Temnopleuroida, Toxopneustidae. Gene Ontology annotation, molecular function: polyubiquitin modification-dependent protein binding. The record is from RefSeq and is a predicted model, not a curated record.
ACACAUUACAAAUGUAGCUUUCCAUAACUUAGUUAGACAAAUUCGGUCACUUGAGAGGUCAAUUUGUUAAAACACAAAUCUGGAAACAUGGCGGAGCCUACAGAAUCUUCGGGAACCACUGCUAAAGAUAUCAUCAAUGUUGUCGUCAAGACACCGAAAGACAAAGAAACAAUAGAAAUCAAACCCGAUGCUACAAUUAAACAGCUUAAAGAUGAAAUCUCCAAGAAGUUCAGUGCUACCGUCGAGCAAUUAUGUCUCAUCUUCGCAGGCAAGAUACUCAAAGAUAAUGAUACCCUGGAACAGAACAACAUCAAAGACAACAUGGUUGUGCAUCUGGUGAUUAGGUCUAAGAAGGAUCAACCUGGUUCAAGCACAGCAGCUUCUAGUAAUCCUGCCUUACCCUCCAACCCCUCCUCCUCCUCAUCGACUACCGCCCCAUCAUCGACCCCAUCCACUAAUGCUCCUGGUGGCAAUCCGUUCUUUGGUGGGCUUGGAGGGCUUGGUGGAAUGGGUCUAGGGAACUUGGCUAAUAUGGGACUAGAUUCAGCUAACUUUGCAGAGAUGCAGCAACAGAUGCAACAACAGUUGGUGAACAAUCCAGACAUGAUGAGGCAAGUAUUGGAUAAUCCCAUAGUUCAAAACAUGAUGCAGAAUCCGGAUAUAUUCAGGAAUCUUGUUCUCAACAAUCCUCAGAUGCAACAGAUCAUGGAGCGAAACCCUGAGGUAUCACACAUGCUGAACAACCCAGAAGUGCUUCGUCAAACCAUGGAGCUCGCUCGUAAUCCCGCUAUGAUGCAAGAGAUGAUGAGAUCACAAGACAGAGCACUCAUCAAUCUGGAGAAUAUACCGGGUGGUUAUAAUGCACUACGGAGGAUGUAUACAGACAUUCAAGAACCCAUGUUGAAUGCUGCUCAAGAACAACUAGGAGGAAACCCCUUUGCAGCUUUGGCAAACAGUACCUCAACCUCCCAACAGGGGGUGGAGAACACGGAACCUCUCCCUAACCCCUGGGCGCCACCCUCUCAAAGGACCUCAUCAUCGACCACCACGUCAAACACCACAUCAACCAGCAGUACAUCCAGUACCACAUCCCCCGGUCUAACUGGAAUUCAACCAGGUGCUAAUAUUUACAACAGUCCUGGACUGCAGAGCCUGAUGCAGCAGAUUCAGAGCAACCCAGCACUGAUGCAGAACAUGGUGCAAGCUCCUUACAUGCAAUCUGUGGUGAGAUCUAUGGUCGAGAACCCAGAUAUGGCAGCACAGGUAAUGAGGAACAAUCCACUGUUUUCUGGUAAUCCGCAGCUUCAAGAGCAAAUGACGAGGAUGCUGCCAGCUUUCCUCCAGCAAAUGCAAAAUCCUGAUGUGCAGCAUGCUUUGACGAACCCUAGGGCUAUGCAAGCCAUCAUGCAGAUUCAAGAAGGCAUGCAACAACUAGCUACAGAGGCCCCAGGAUUGCUACCAGGCAUGACUGGACCUGGACUUAGUACCACUCCGUCUGCCUCGACAGACUCGACUGCUGCCACCACAACAGCUGCUUCAACCACCCCUUUAUCCACCACAACACCAUCAACACCUGCAGGUACGACGACCACCAGUACCACCACACCAGGUGCACCUCCCAGUCUGAGUGGGUUACCUCCGGUUGGUGAGCCUCAGUUCAAUCAGCUCAUGACUCAGAUGUUACAAGCUCUCGGAACAGGCGGACAGCAAGCUCAGCCACCAGAAGUUCGGUUCCAGGCCCAGCUCCAGCAGCUUUCCUCGAUGGGGUUUGUCGAUCGUGAGGCCAACAUCCGAGCGCUUACGGCCACAGGGGGCGACGUAACUGCAGCCAUCGACAGACUUCUUGCAAGAUGACCGCCUUGAUUCAACAUUUCAGCUCGAAUAUGAUCCUUGCAAUCAAAGUUUGGAGGUACUGAUUUAAUAAUAUUGAUCCCAUACUUAGCAUCAGAGUCUCCAAAUAGCAUCAGACGAAUACACAGAACCUAACAUUGUGUAUGAACACAUUCGUAUGAUAUAAAUCGAUUGAUAAGAAGUAAAUUAAAAGAAAGAGGAAUAGAAAAGAAGAGAGCAUAAAUUCAAUCCAAGCAAGACCCCACUGGUAAUUUAUGUUAUGAUUCAUACACCUCGUUCAUAUGUGUAUAUAUUUCUCUUAUCUUGAAAGAAAUAUGAAUAGAUUCCUAUAGUUGUGAUAUACAUAGUUACGUCAUGAUUGGUAUUGUAAUGAUGAAUCUCGUUAAAUCCGUUUCUGCAAGCUAUUGCCUUAAAAUACUUUGCUCUGUGCAUUUAAUUUAAUAUGUAAUGUGUAUUUUCAGUGAUUGUAUAAUGUGCCCUUUCAGAUUUGUAUAUCAUAUAGCGUGACUGAUAAAAUUAAUCUGACAUGUUUUAUAAUGUUACAUAGUUUAACAAUCCUCAAUUAUUUAUGUGUGUGGGCAAAUUGAGAAUAUGAUGAAUCAGGGCUUCGCUUCCUCGAGCUGUUUUAAAGUUAUAUUACAUGUAAACUGAAGUACAAACAACUGGAAGAUUAUGAGCCUAAGGUUUUCCUGACAUUUUUUUUUUCGACAUAGUUAAAUUAUAUUCUAAACAUUUCCUUAAAAACUGUGACAGAAAUUUUUUUAACACUUCAAUGUAUCUCUGCACUGCUUCUCAGCAUCCGCAUAAUGUAUUUUCAAGUGAUGUAAAUUAGAUUGUAGAAACCUAAAUGGACUUUUUUUCUCAGUCAUUUGUAAAGUUGUGCAUAAUAUUACAAAAUACUCUUUGGGUCACAGAGAAUGCCUGAAUAUGAAGUCUAGGAUUUAAUGAGAUGGUUUUAAUGAAUAUUCCAUGUUUUAGAAUAUCUUAUUACAUUUCAUUUAUACUGUGAAAGAGAUAGAGAGAAGGAAACAAAUAACAGCAAAUUAUUGCAGACAUGUUAAUUCCCUGAGGCAUUAGGGAGCUAUGAAAGAGAACAGGAGUGCAAGAAGUGAUCAUAAAAGGAUCAUUUUUAAUUAGGUUUCAAAUAUAGACAGAGAUUUUCUUUCUGUAGGUGUAUUUCAGUUGGCAUGAGACAUGUACUUGAUUACAGCUUGCAAGAGAAAUGUAAAUGAUGUCAGUAUUCAUUCUUAUAUUAUGGUAAGGCAAAGGUUUUUUUAAAACGUGGUAUUUCCUGUAGGUUUUUCUGCUAAUGGAGUGUUUCAGCUAUAUCUAUAUUCUCAUCUGGUUUUAUGGUAUAAUUGCUCUUCUUGUAUACACACAAGGUUUUCGGUAUUUCUAUAUUUAUAAACCAAAUCCUCAUCCUUAUUAGUAUUAUAUUGUACAACAUACUUUAUCAUAUAUACGGUUUGAGCAUCGAGCAUGGUCAGAAUAGAUACAGCAUUACAUGUACAUGUACACUUAGAUAUUGAAUGUUCACGUUAUAUUGCCCCCCCCCCCCAUAAUUGCUUUGCUUGUCCUUUACUUUCAUUGCAGAUUAAGAUAACACACAAUUUCAAUUUAAUGUCAGAACUUAAGUCAUUUUGUGUUAGUAGUCAAAUUUGUUGUAAAAUUUUUCCUCUAUUAAUAGUUUGGAAUUAUGUUUAUCUCAGAUCACCUUUAUGGGGCUUUAUCACACUUGUUUACAUGAUGUACACCAUACACCAGGGCUUGACAUUAGCAGUGGCCCGGGGCAACCUAAAUUGUGAGUCGGGCAACCAACAUUUUUUUAAAUCCCACACUUGGUGGCCCGGUCAGGCUACCAAAGUUUUGAUAAAUUCUAAUGUGUCUAUUGUUUUAAGGCCACCAGAUUUGCAAUGCGGGCCACCAAAAUUAUGAAAUUGAUGAUUUUGUGGACCGAUCGGGCCACCAAGAAAAAAUGGUAGUGUGGAUGGAGCCUUGCAUACACACAUCUGAAAAUGUUUUAAACAAAGAAUAGUGGCUGGGCAUCUAUCUGCCAAGGACAGAAUGUAUAAAAAGGUCAUUAUGACAUCACCCACCAUACACAAAUUAUAAUGUACCUGUAUCAGACCUGCCAACCAGUACGUUUUAGCCGUAUUUAGUACGUUUUUGCAACCAAAAUACGGCAGUACGUUUUUUCUUUGAAAAAUAUGUUGUUUUUGUUUUUUAAACUAAAUCGUAAUUUAUUGAGAAAAAUAAUGUCUCUAUUUCAUAAAACGUGCACAAAUAUGGUUAUUAGAUCAAUGUAAUUUCAGGUAACUUGUUUUUUUUUCAAUCAUUUUGUUCAAACCAGGGUGAAGAUAUACACAUGUUUUAAUGUUUUUUUUUUCAUCUGCAAGGGCAGUGCGCAUUUUAGCUUGCAUGCAGCUUGAGCGCCGCGAUGAGCGAGUGCGCCAAGCAUUUUAUUAUGAAAUACACUUUUUUGGGGAAAAAUACAGUUUUUUUUAUCACAGAAUACAGUUUUUCAUUCCCAGAGGUUGGCAGGUCUGCUGUAUACUGUGAUCAUGCAUGCUAUUACCCAGUUGACAUCAUGCAUGAUAUAUGUGCUUUGGCACUUCUGAUAUCAUUUGCAUACAUAGAUGUCAGUGGUAUUUUAUAUCAUUUUUCCCUCUCAUAGUAUAUCUAUGCUGUAUUAUUAAUGGUGGGAUUAUAUUUCAUCCUGUCAGCACCAAUGAUUAUGUUUAUUGAAAACUCUUAUGGAUAUUCAUGGAAGGUAGAUAAGAUGAGUAAUAUCUAUAGCUGGUUAAUUUGGUUUUAGGUUUAUAGUCAAUAUUGAUUUGGGGCUAUUUGUGUUGUUUACAUCAUUGAUGUUCCUUGCAAAAAAUUAAAAAUUAUUACUGUAAACUUUAUUUUCACCUUUUUGCAUUUUAUGAAAAAAUAAUAAUUUUGUUUUUGGAAUCUUAAGUUUUAAUCAUGGUGUCCUUUUAUUUCAAAGAGGAGUUCAUACUGAAUCCAUGGUAUUGACUUAUGAUCAUUACAUUUUCACUAUUUUCACUAGUAUUAUGGGAUGAAAUCGUAUGCUGUUGUAGUUUCUCCAGCGUUAACAUGCAUGGUCAAGUUUUAACUCUUUAAUUUUGUUUUUUUCAAUGGAAUCAUUCAUUAUAAAGGAUCAUGCUAUUUGACAUGUCCUUGCGAAGUUGAUUAUUUUAGUAAUUAGUCUAUGUCUUACACCUAUUGAUAUCAUGUAUGGUGUUGAAGGCUGGUGUUAAUGUUUGGGCCUAAAGAUUGGCUCUCAGCCUUAAUAAGGACUGGUGUUAGGAUUAACACCACUCAGUGUUAAGUUUUGCAGACUGAUUCAAAAGCUCAUCUCUAAUAACCCAAAACCCAACACCGUACAGUGUACUUGAAAUCACCAAAAGUUUACUGCAGCCGUAAUACUAAUUCUGCUUGUAUGUCGUUUGACUCUUGUUUAUUUUUACCAUGCACAUUCUCUAUUUAUCCUCCAAUAUUCCUUUCAUUGUUUACAUUAUAUUGCAUUGAGUCCUAGUUUAUUAAUAUGCAUCCAUUCUUUUUUUUUAUUACUACACUAAGUAAUUUGAUCACAUUUUGUAGAUUUUUAUGAAAAUUCCUUCUUGAAUUUUGUAAAUUCCUUUUGAUAACCUUAUGUAGUUAAGCAUCAAGCAAAUCUUGUCAUUUGUGUACCGAAAAUUUAAUGAAGUUGAUCUACGCUACGGUACCGGUAUUAGAAGUCUGUUCUUUGUUGCAUUGUCCAAUAUUGUUUGUUAUUGCAUGUAUCCGGAGUAGGGGAUAGGGGAGGGAUUUCAAUGAUUAUUGGUGAUAUAAUGUUUGUAUUCCCCAUCAUUUCUCCACAUGACCUAUCCAUUCUCGCACCACCGUUGGAAAGCCAACUGCUCGUAUUUGAGUUCCAACUUGUUAUUAUUCAUUUAUACUUGUAUUGCUUACAUCCACCAUAACUUGAUCCAUCGAGAUGCAUUGCCAUAAAAUCAAGUGACUGCUAUCUUGGGACAGCUGUAUCAGCAGAGUCUCGUAAGUAGUGACUUCCCUACACGCCCCUUUGAGUAUAUCAAAUCCUUUCACUGAGAAGUUAGUAUAAUACACAUUGUCAAUAAAUCUAUCUCAUGAUGCCUCUCUAUUGUGUGCAGGUGACUUAACUCAAAACCAUCUUACCUUGCACUUAAAUUGUGUUAUUAGAUUAAUAUAUAUUCCUAUGGAUGUACACAAACUUCAUGUUGCUUCUACAUUCAGUAGGCCUAUCUGUAUUACCAGAUUGUAUGUUUAUUUUCUGGAUGAUCAGUUGUACACAUACAUCUUUUCCUGCAAAACCAGACUGUUGUCUCUGCAUAUCUCUCGCAAUGUGACCUCACGCAUUGUGUCGUUAUCAAUACUUGUAAAUAUUGUACAUGUAUAACAUAGGGGUAUGAAAUUAAUGCAGCUGUUCUGCAGUUGCAGAAACUGGUAUCUUUUUAAAUGAAGAAGGUCAUUAGUUCUGUGUGAAAUCAAUAUGCAUGAACAUCCUGGCUUUAAACAGAUGUUGUGUCAAAUCCGCUAUUUGAAAUUAGAAUGGAUAGAUAUUGAUUAUAUAUGUAGAAUACUAUUGAUAUUGAAUAUGGACCAGGAUAUAAACACAUGUAUUGCAGUGAUUAACAUUGUAAUUAUAAAAAAAAUCUUUGUUUGCAUCGUUAGUGCCCAUUUCUUAUUUCAGUAUCAUUUGCAAAUAAUGAAAACUGCAUUUCGUAAUAUCUAUAAUCUGUAUACCUGGUCCUUAUAAUCAUAACAACUAAUAUAUGUAUUUAUGUAUUAGUUUUUGCCAUUUAUUAAGGAAAUGAAAAACGUGUAGACCUUGCUUCAAAUUCAAUUGAACAGCUAUUUCUUACUCUAAUUAUCGACCCAAUCGUUGUUGAUGUGAAAUUCCUGGUCUGUGUAACAAUCUUUUUGUGUAUGUUCUAUAAUUCUCACACCAAAUAACAGCAGAGAUUAAAUGGAUAAAAGAAUUAUCGA